Molecule: messenger RNA, 1919 nt
Organism: Zea mays
Lineage: Eukaryota; Viridiplantae; Streptophyta; Magnoliopsida; Poales; Poaceae
Exons: 8
Coding region: 59-1477 (472 amino acids)
Biological process (GO): phosphatidylinositol-mediated signaling; release of sequestered calcium ion into cytosol; lipid metabolic process
Cellular component (GO): plasma membrane
Molecular function (GO): phosphatidylinositol-4,5-bisphosphate phospholipase C activity
Source: RefSeq, marked provisional
CUCCACGCCGGAGGAUGUCCGCGCGCUCUUUUCCCUCUACGCCGGCGGCUCGCCGUACAUGCUUGCCGACGACCUCCGCCGCUACCUCGCCGCCUGGGGAGGUGCUGACGGCGAGGUCCCGGAGCAGAUCAUCGACCGUAUCCUGCAGGAUCGCAGCCGCACCCCGCGGUUCGGGAGGCCGGCGCUCACCGUUGACGACUUCUUACACUUCCUCUUCUCCGAGGACCUCAACCCGCCCCUCCGCUACUCCAAGGUCCAUCAGGACAUGAACGCGCCGCUAUCGCACUAUUUUAUAUACACUGGACACAACUCGUAUCUGACCGGUAAUCAACUCAGCAGUGACUGCAGUGAUGUUCCCAUCAUCAAGGCACUUCAAUUAGGUGUUCGUGUAAUUGAAUUGGACAUAUGGCCAAAUUCUUGUAAAGAUGACAUUGAUGUUCUCCAUGGAAGGACACUCACUGCCCCAGUAUCACUUAUCAAAUGCUUGAGAUCCAUCAAAGAAUAUGCUUUUGUUGCAUCUCCCUAUCCUGUUAUUAUAACUCUAGAAGACCACCUUACACCUGAUCUUCAGGAGAGAGUAGCUAAGAUGGUCCUUGAAGUGUUUGGAGACAUCCUGUAUUACCCUGAAUCGAAACAUCUUCAAGAAUUUCCUUCACCUGAAGCUCUAAAGGGGCGUGUCAUGCUGUCAACAAAACCCCCAAAGGAGUAUCUCGAAGCAAAGGGUGACACCAUGAAGGAGAAAGAAAUUGAGGCCCGGAUUAAAAGGGGAGAAAGGGAAGCAGCAGCAUGGGGAGUAGAAGUUCCAGAUAUUCAGGAUGAGAUGCAAGUCGCCGACAAGGAUGAAGAUGAGCUAUUAUACCGCGAAAGAGGUGCAGAUGGCGAUGAUGGGAAGGAAACAAAGCAUGUUGCAGCAGAGUACAAACACCUCAUCACUAUCAAGGCAGGAAAGCCAAAGGGUCCUCUCGUGGAUGCCAUAAAGAACGAUCCAGACAAAGUUAGGCGACUCAGUUUGAGCGAGCAAGAGCUUGCAAAAGUUGCAGCACAUCAUGGUCCCAACAUUGUGAGUUUCACGCAUAGAAAUAUGCUGAGAAUAUACCCAAAGGGAACCCGCUUCAAUUCAUCCAACUAUAAUCCAUUUCUUGGCUGGGUGCAUGGUGCUCAAAUGGUGGCAUUCAAUAUGCAGGGAUAUGGAAGAGCACUUUGGUUAAUGCAUGGUUUUUAUAAAGCCAAUGGCGGUUGCGGUUACGUGAAAAAACCAGAUUUCUUGAUGCAAACUUGUCCAGAUGGAAAGGUGUUUGAUUCGAAGGCAGAUUUGCCGGUGAAGGCAACAUUGAAGGUCAAGGUGUACAUGGGGGAAGGUUGGCAAAAGGACUUCAAGCAGACACAUUUCGACUCAUACUCACCUCCAGAUUUUUAUGUAAAGGUCUGUUCACUCGUUGAGCCCGUGCCAACGUUUAGAAGUCAGCGAUGCCUAUAGAUCGUCCGAAGCAGUCACGCCAGGACUGGAACAUGAGGGCGCAUCGCUAAUUUGGUUCGGUUCGCCAACAGGUUGGCAUCGCCGGAGUUCCAUUAGACUCGGUGAUGAGAAAGACGAAAGCCGUGGAGGACAGCUGGGUGCCGGUGUGGGAGGAAGAGUUCGCCUUCCCGCUGACCGUACCUGAGAUCGCGGUACUCCGCGUGGAGGUGCACGAGCAGGACGUGAACGAAGACGACUUCGGCGGGCAGACGGCGCUGCCUGUGGCGGAGCUGCGGCCAGGGAUCCGCGCCGUGCCGCUGUUCGACCACAAGGGGCUCAAGUUCAAGAGCGUCAAGGUCCUCAUGAGCUUCGAGUUCGCGUAGCGUCCCGCAGCGUAAAGCGAUUAUGCUGUCAUGUGCGUCGAUCGAUGUUUGUUUGCAAUAAGAAUCGACUUUUUUUCCUC